GGUUCUGCACGGCGUUUUCCUGUGUCGUCCCGCUAGAUUUGCGGCAUGGAGCGCUGAUCGUUGGUUGCGUUCGAGAAAAUAAUAGCACGUGGAACCUUAACAUGACGACCAUCCGACAAUUUACAUGCGACGAUCUCUUUUUGUUCAACAAUGUCAACUUGGAUCCUCUCACAGAAACCUAUGGAUUGUCAUUCUACCUCCAGUACCUGGCACACUGGCCCGAAUACUUCCAGGUUGCCGAGUCACCAAGUGGCGACAUCAUGGGCUACAUCAUGGGCAAAGCAGAGGGUGUCCAAGAGAACUGGCACGGCCACGUGACGGCUCUCACUGUUGCACCUGAGUACCGGAAGCUGGGAGUUGCAGCCAUGCUAAUGUCGGGCCUGGAGUACAUCUCUGAGAAGAAGCAAGCGUACUUUGUAGAUUUAUUUGUUCGAGUAUCCAACAAAGUUGCUGUCGACAUGUACAAGCGACUGGGGUAUAGCGUCUACAGGAGAGUCCUAGAGUACUACUUUGGUGACCCCGAUGAAGACGCUUUUGACAUGCGCAAGGCACUCUCAAGGGACGUCCUCAAGAAGUCGGUGAUCCCCUUAGCACACCCUGUACGUCCCGAAGAUGUGGACUGAGUUAGUAUUUGCGAAAUAAAGUAACGCCGAUUGAUUAGUUGUUCGACGAAACCAGAACGUGCGGAUACAGAGGGCUUCAAAUGCAUCAACCAGCUCGAGGCAGUACCAAAAGCAAGGAUCGUGAGAAGUCAACGCAAUGCUGAAGUGAUUGUCAAAAGCGAAAGUCAUAUUGUAUUUGUACAAGGGUACUUAAGCGCUCAGACCUUAUAUGGGUAAAGGUCGACUGCAACGAAAUUUUGGACCACGUAAAAAGGCCUUGUUUCAGAUAGUAGAGAUGCAGAGCAGCCUCCGUGCAAAAUUUUACGUUUUAAAUGCAAGUGGAUGCCGCCCGAAAAGCUUGCAAAAAUGAACAUUUUUCAUACUGAAACUCGAGAAAACGUCGCUAUUACUGCACGCCGAAUAUAAUGCAGAACACAGUACGUUGAGCAUGACCUCCGUAAUUGGGCAGCAUCCGUAACAUACUAACAAUCUCAGAGACGAUGUGCUAGGAUUUGUGUAAGUUAAAAUUUGCUAGCCACUAGGUGCCCGCAUCAUCUGCUAAGGUGCUAAUGAAAGGCUGCUAAUAAGAAAAUUUGACCAUUAUCAACCCUGCAGCUUUGCCUCGAUAGCUCUAGUGGUAUGUACUACUCAAUUACAACCAAUAUAGCCAAUGAGAAAUUUCAUUACAGUUGGCCCUUUAAAAGCGAAUGUCUCAAAAUACAUACAGAUCAUAUUCAUUUUUCAUUGUAUAGACACCCCUCCUCACAAUGCCUUUGUCACACCGGUGCAAUAAGGUCCACGGUUUUAUAUUGUUAUAUUAGGUAGCACUGUUUAGUACAUAGUGUUCUUUCGAUUCCAGGUUCAAUUUCCAGUUGAAUGUGCAUGGAUUGCUUACUUUGAAUAAAACCAGUUUGCUGAUAAUUUCCUCAGGUACACCUGUACUUUACCGAAUGAGCUGCAGCGAUUUGUGAUUGCACUCGAGUUUGAGUGAAAUGAAAGCAUCCGUGUUAAUUUAUCUGUAUAAUUAAAUCACAAAUUUCACUGCUUGCAUGUUGCAAUUUUUUUGUUUUUUUUCCCCUCAUUUUUUAAAGUGGCAGAUGUCUUCAUGCUCUCAUUGUGGCUGAUGUAUUGAAAGGGAACUUGUAAAAUAAAGUUGCAGUAAAAGCUUCA
This is a messenger RNA of Dermacentor silvarum, 1772 nucleotides long. It is a transcript of the gene Naa20A, whose product is annotated as N-alpha-acetyltransferase 20. The record is from RefSeq and is a predicted model, not a curated record. The transcript has 6 exons. Gene Ontology annotation, biological process: N-terminal peptidyl-methionine acetylation. Lineage: Eukaryota; Metazoa; Arthropoda; Arachnida; Ixodida; Ixodidae. Gene Ontology annotation, molecular function: protein-N-terminal amino-acid acetyltransferase activity. The coding region runs from base 102 to 623 and encodes 173 amino acids. Gene Ontology annotation, cellular component: NatB complex.